Molecule: messenger RNA, 3435 nt
Organism: Durusdinium trenchii
Lineage: Eukaryota; Dinophyceae; Suessiales; Symbiodiniaceae
Source: the annotation of a GenBank genome assembly
AUGAACUUCGCCAACCAAACGGUUUGGCUCAAGCUGAGCAGGGCUCACGAGAGCCAGCUGCUGCCGCUGAAGCGCAGGAGCCUCGACGUGCACAUCGAGAAGAUCGAAGAAGGCCACCGCUUGAAGAGACAGCAGAUCAAAAGUUGGACCGGUUGCUCAAAGAGCAACGAGCAGCUCGGGCCUCGUCACUACCUGCAGAAGAUGAUCUUGCUGUCCGGCGCUUGGCUAUGCACCCUACGGCUGAGGGAAAUGAAUCUCAAGGAAGAAGAAGAGAGGGAAGUUUGGCACCUCAACCUGGACAUCAUGGAGGGCAUCACGAUGCAUCAGCUGGCCAGCUGGCCGGGGCUGGAGGUUCUGAACUACCUCAAGGACCAGGUUCGGGACUACCUCAUCCACCAGGAGGCGGAUUCUUUGGUGGGCAAGGUUCUUUGGCUGGAACUCCACAUCAACCUGGAGCUCCACACGGUGAUCCAAGAAUGGGCACGCCUGCAAGCACAAGUGGUGGAGUUGAUGGUCGUGGAACUGCAACACAUCCUGGGCUACCACAUGGUGAUCCCUCAGGUGCAGGUGGACCUCCCGGGUCAGGACCAGAUCCUCCCCCAGGCCUUCAUGGUGGACAACCUCAUGGGGAGGCUCCUGGCCCUCGACGACUACGUGGCCGAGGAGAAGAUCGUUGGUGCCUUCCUGAUUUGGACGAUGAUGAGCAGCGGUGAAGGUUGUGAUGAUGGUCCACUACCCACCAAGCUGGCAGAUCGCAUUCGCACUUCAAAGUCUUGGGCCGCUUGGGCGCCGGGACUUGUGGCUGCAAUCAAGGAAUCGCUGCGGAGGUUGCUUGGCGUUUUGGAGGAGGAAAGUCGAAGUGGUGACACCCACAACAUGUCCAAAAUGGACCUUGCAGCCUGGCACCGACACAUCAAACAGGGGCACAUUCCCUUUCGUGCUGACUGCCGAAUCUGCGGUGAAGCGAUGGGCUGUGAUAAACCUCACAAAAGACUUGGGGGGAGUGCAACGAAGUUCACUAUGUCAGCGGAUCUAUGUGGACCCUUCCCUGCUGGUCGUGACCUCGGCACUGGAGUGACCUGUAAGUAUGCACUGAUCUCUACUGUGGCCGUGCCCAUCGUCUCAGAGCUUCCAGGCGAGGUUGCCGAGCCCUAUGACACUGCAGACGACGUCAAGCACACUGAGGACCUGCCUUGUGAUCCUGAAGAGCGAGAGAUGCUCUCGGAUGAUGAAGUUCAGCGGCUCAAUGAGUUGGCCCAGAUUGAAGAGGCCCAAGAAGCUCCUGGACACCAAAAUAUCACGUUUGCUGAGGUGAUCCCAGACAGAACUGUGGAGUCUUUGGUCCGUGCCCUUUCUCGACUACAUGCCAAGUACCGCAUGCUGGGCAUCCAAGUGUACCGCCUCCACACAGAUCGAGAACGAUCUUUUGCCUCAGUCCCAAUUCAAAAAUGGUGUGAACAACGUCAACUUCGAUUGACUCUGACUGCAGGCGAUGACUCGAAGGCCAACGGCCGCAUUGAGGGAGAAGUGAACCAGAUCAAGAGGUGCCAUCAAUCAAGCACCGCAUUGUGGGGAAACAUCCACCACCUCUACCUGACCAUCCUCUUGCUGGAGCCGUGGGCGCCUUGUAUGAUAAGUCGGACCCAGCUCUUGCUGCAUGCCGAGCUGGGGGGGGAGGAUCCUUUGCCCUUUUUGGACGAGUUUGGCUGCUCCUUGGCACUUCAAUGUGAGGAUGAAGGGGAGUCGGAGGAGGUUGUUGGAGGCUCCACGCCCAAGACUCAUGAUCAAGGUGAUCAAUGUCAACACCCUGACCUUCCGGGGGAGCUGGAAGAUCCUAUGUGCUGCUCACGACAACAGGCAGAGCAGUGGCAUGAACUUGAACAACAACGUCACUGGGCUUUGAAGCAGCUCUGGUGUCAAGGUCUUCGAGAAGUUGCAGUUGGUGAAGACGCUGGGAGCGUUCAUGGCAGCUGGCUUCGUGAAGUUGAAUUGCUGCUCCGAGGUGCUGAAGAUCAAUUGUCGUUUCAGCAUUCCUCCUUGCAGAACUACAAGAUGGCUUCUCUGGCUCCAAUGGCUGGUUCAACUGAGGUCCCAGUCACGGUGCUCCAGACCUACACGGUCUCACUACAGCAGGUCCGCAAGGAGUUGGAAAAUGGAAGCCUCCCUUGCGUGAUGAAUAUGGUCAACUGGUCUCAUCGACCCAGGGUGCUCGUCGAAGCUGGAAUAUGUCCUCCCACCGAACUUUGGGAGAUAUCCCACGCUGUCUACGGGUUGAACGAUGCCCCGGCAAAUUGGUCGCACUAUCGCGACAGAGAACUCCCUCAGCUGCGGUUCAAGGCUGAGGGUCACGAGUACCAAUUGGUCACCACGCCCGAGCCUAACCUCUGGAAGCUUGUCAAAGUCUGGCCUAACAGCAUCCCUGAGGACGACACGUCGGAGGGCUUCUUGGCAGUGUACGUUGAUGAUAUGCUGGUUGCUGCUCCAAGUCCACUGGCUCAGGCAGUGAUUGAUGGAAUCAGGGCUCGUUGGCGCUGUUCAGAACCGGAGUGGGCAUCGUCAGAAAAGUCCCUUAAGUUUUGCGGCUUCGAGAUCAAGUGCCGCCCAGGUGAGGUCAUCCUGAACCAGACCUCCUACACUCGAGAUCUCCUUGCACGCCACGAAGGUCCAGCCACCGUCCAUGUGCCGGACUCAGUGCUGGGCUCAGCGCGCAUGGCAGCAAGGCCGAUGGUUCCGACAGAGGAGCAGUGGGUGGGCUACAGUUUUUUCCGUGACAACCCACCUCAACCUCCGCUGCCUGAACAUGCCACCUUGGAUUCACAAACGAGCUCUUCAACCCCUGCUGGCCAGACGACGGGAAGCUCCUCGACACCGACGCCACCUGGACAGUCGCUUUCGACCUCGCAGGUCAGUGCGUCAUCGGGGCCUCUGCCGGUUCGACCAGAAGAUGAGCUGCUGAGAGGGAUCAGGAGGGUUCGAAGAGGCUCAACAGAUAGCUCCACAGGAACACCAACGAGCACCUUGUCCUCGACGAUGACGGCAUCGACUCGCGGCAUGGAUGCUAUGGAAGCACCUCUCACUCUCGGCUACCUUGGCCGAAUGAGGGGACAGGAGAAUCGAGGAGAGAGGCCUGCGCCACCCAACAUGCAGGUUCCUCUUGAGGAAGAGCGGUCGGAUUGGAUCCUCUCGCUCCAUUCCGAAGGUUUGCUGCUUGCCCGGCAUCCCAACUUGCCGGAUGAAGCGACGCCUCAAUGGUUGGGCAUUCAAAUGCCUGUGGCUCGGAGCUCGCGCCCUGCCGGCGCUGGACGACCAAGUGAGGCCUCCAGGCCCGCGGCUCGAAGUGAGGGCAACAGGCCCGCGGCCCGAAGUAGUUUGGGUCCCAUGCCCAUCAAUGAAGAGUGGGAUUCUGAUGGAAGCUAUGAGCUUCUGACGAACUAG